Molecule: messenger RNA, 1394 nt
Organism: Arachis stenosperma
Lineage: Eukaryota; Viridiplantae; Streptophyta; Magnoliopsida; Fabales; Fabaceae
Exons: 3
Coding region: 205-1278 (357 amino acids)
Source: RefSeq, a predicted model, not a curated record
CUUCACUUGAUUUCUUUAUUAUUUUGCCAUUAGAUUCAUCUAAGUGAUUUUUUUUUUAGGGUUUCACAUUCUUACACUUGUUUCUUGCUUCAUUUUCCAAAGUGAUUGUUUUCAUGUUCUAUUCAAACCUCCUUCAAUUUCAAUGUAAUUAAGUUUUCUAGAAAUUUCAAACUUUUAUGAUCACAAAUUGAUAUUGCUAAUAUUAUGGGAACUAACAGCACAGAGCAUGGAGGAUCUGAGGAGAUUAUGGAAAAUGAAGUCAAGGAAACUAAGAAUUUUCCUAUACACAAAUUAAUAGCAGAUAGUAGUUCUAAAUCAAACAGUAUGGUCAUAAAGAAACGCCAUGCAGUGAUUCCUCCUCACAUCAUAGCUGAGGCCAUAUCAACUAUGGGAAUUGACCUUAGAUUUUCUGGUCCGAUCACACAGAAAGAAAUGGAGUAUGUUGAGCAAUAUGUGCUCGCAAAGUAUCCGGAAUAUGGAGGCCUAAUUCAAGGAGAUGGAAAUGGAAUAGACUUGUCUAGCUUCAUCAUCAAUGAGGAGCCUUCAGAAUGCACACAAGAUGAUCGAGGAAAGUCGCCAAUAGGGACUCCUAGAGAGUCUUCUAUGUAUCUGUUUGGAAGCAAUCUCCCUGAAAUGGAUCGAGCGCAGUUGGAGCCGUCGAGGCUACUAGACAUUCUCAACAAGAAAACUUCAUUCCAUGGAAGUUUUAUCUCAAUCCCGGAAAUCCAAGUUACAAACAAGGUUUUGAAGCAUUGCGGCUUGCCGGAUGAUGAGUAUCUUGUUCUCUUCACUCCAAGUUACAAGGAUGCUAUGAUGUUGGUUGGAGAAAGCUACCCUUUUGUUAAGGGUAACUACUACAUGACAACUCUUGGCGAAGAAGAAGAUUGCAUACGCGAAUUCGCUUCUUUUAAGGAGUCAAAGGUGAUUCUCGCGCCGAAAGCUUGGCUUGAUUUGAGGAUCAAGGGUUCACAGCUGAGCCAGAACUUUAGGAGGAAGUGUAAGAUCAGCUUGAAAGGGUUGUUCUCUUUUCUAGCAGAUGUGAAUGGAACAAUGCAUUGGAUUUCUGAGGCUCACAGGAACAGUUGGCAUGUCCUGCUUGAUGCGUCUGCGUUGGUGGUCGGAAAGGAUAGUCUCCGGCUCGCACUUCACCGGCCAGAUUUCGUUGUUUGUAGCCUUGAUAACACUCAUUCCAACCCUUCAAAAAUCAUCACUUGCCUCUUGGUGAGGAAGAAAUCCUUUGAUACUUCCUCAGCUACUUCUUCUCAGGUAUUUGAAUGAGUGAGAAGAUGUACUUUACUUUGUGAUUAAUAAUUUAGAAACAAUUGAGAGCAAAAUUGAUAUCCAUGCCUACUUUGUAGAUUCAAUAAAGUAUAACAAGUACAGAUAGCAAAUCA